CAUUAGUCAAAUUAAUUUAGAAGCUGAGAAAUUUUGAACCAACCAUGGCCAUAAUAAAAAACACAAGGGCUCAAACUAAAACCCCAAUCUCUAUUCUCAUGCUCAUUAUUUCCUUCCUUGGGUUGGUCCACAAUGUUAAAUCAGUUUCUUUCUCAUUCCCUAGUUUUGGCUCCUACACAAACGACAUCACCCUCCAAGGCGAAGCCUAUGUUAAUUCAGAAGGUGCCAUAAAGCUCACACCUCUUUCCCCCAACAACGUUGGUAGAGCCUCCUACGCUGCACCCUUGCACCUUUGGGACGCCAAAACCGGCAAGCUCGCAGGCUUCAACACAACCUUCUCCUUCGUCGUUGCGCCGAGCGGACCCGGACUCUUUGGCGAUGGCAUCGCCUUCUUCCUUGCUCCGUUCACCUCCAACCUCCCCAACAAUUCAAGUGGCGGAUUCCUCGGACUCUUCAGCCCUAACUCUGCCCUAAACGUGUACAAAAACCAAAUAGUGGCCGUCGAAUUCGACUCCUUCAGUGGGAACCCCUGGGACCCUCCCUCUGCCCAUGUGGGCAUUGAUGUUAACUCCAUUGCUUCUGUGACAACGAGGAAAUGGGAAACUGGGAAUUCGUUUGAAGUUGCAUAUGCCACUGUGAACUAUGAGCCUAUUGGCAAGAGUUUAAACGUGCUUGUAACAUACCCUGGAAGCAGUUUGAACGCGACUAGCCUCUCGUUUGUGAUUGAUUUGAGGACUGUUCUGCCUGAAUGGAUUAGAGUUGGGUUCUCGGGUGCCACUGGACAAUUGGUUGAAACACACAAGAUUUAUUCUUGGACCUUCGCUUCUAGCUUCUAUUAGAAAUUUUGAACAGUUAGAUCCCCCUAUGGUCUAUGGCAGAAAAAGAGGGAGAGUCGUGGUUUUUUUUUUUUAUAAGAAUAAAAGGCAGUCACAUGUUGUUUAUUUUAAAUUUGCUUACUAGUGAUGUAUUCUUAAUAAGUUCAUUUUGUUUUCUGACUGUAUUCUUGAUAAGUUUAAUGUUUAAUGUUUAAUG
This is a messenger RNA of Glycine soja, 1032 nucleotides long. Its product is annotated as agglutinin-2-like. The coding region runs from base 45 to 839 and encodes 264 amino acids. NCBI's taxonomy places the organism in Eukaryota, Viridiplantae, Streptophyta, Magnoliopsida, Fabales, Fabaceae. The record is from RefSeq and is a predicted model, not a curated record. Gene Ontology annotation, molecular function: carbohydrate binding. The transcript has a single exon.